GAGACCGGAACCUUGGUACGAGCCUUUCGCUGUUCACGUGGGACAUGUUUUGCAGUGGCGCCCAUUUGUUUCAAACAGCUAGUAGCUAGUUCUGUGUCCUGGGUUUAUUGGGUUACCAGUAUUGGUGUUUUCAUUCUUUAGUCUUGGUUACGGGUGCACUGCCGUCAACAUGGAGCCUGCCUGUCGUAAAGACAAAACAAAGCUGAACUCCACCCCAACCAGAGGUGACCGAGCGAAGCAGAAGUCCGCACAGCAGGAGCUCAAACAGCGGCAGCGAGCAGAGAUUUAUGCUCUGAAUAAGGUGAUGACAGAGUUGGAGCAGCAGCAGUUUGAGGCCUUCUGUAAACAGAUGCAGUCACAAGGAGAGUGAUGAAAGUCCAACCACCUCUGGCUUCGUCUUCCCUCAGGACCAGGACCUAAAGCUCAUCCAAAGUCUCCACAUACGACACCAACUGUGACUGACACACACUUCAUUUAUGGUGCUGUAAAAGUAUUAUUAUAUACCUGAGGGUAAUGAGGUGAAAUGUCUGAAAUCUGAGAUCACUCUGUGAGAAUAGCUAAAGAAAUGUGUGGGGCUAAACUGUAUGCACCAACAAGCUUAUGCUACAUUUAUCAGAGCCCUUGGGUUUCAGUUGGAUUUCAAUCAACAAAAUCAAACAGUUGUUUACUAAUGUCUCUGCUCAAAAGAACAAAUAAUCCUAUUUAAUAAUAAUAAUAAUAAUCUUAUUUAAUAUAUGUAUUUGUUUUUGUACCUAUUGUAUUGUUUAACACAAUAACAUUUGCACAUUUAACAUUUAUAACAUCUGCAUUUGUCUGUAGAAAUAAUCCUGGUUCACUUUCCUACUCAGCGUUUAUUUGCUUGAGUCUAGGUCACUGUACUGGAGCUUGGACGGGCCCUUCAUACACUGUCUGUGUUAACGGUGCCCUCUCAAUGACCUGCACAAGUUACUGUUACAUUUCCGGUUUGUGGCUAUGCUAGUUUGUUUAUAUUCUUUGGAUAAACAAUAUAGUUUAUAACACAAUGAUAUUCAUUCAUAGAGUUAUGGAAUCAGCACGAAUAUAUUCAUUCUUAGAGUUAUGGAAUCAGUUGUUGGAAAUAAAAUAAAAUUUUUAAAAUGUG
Betta splendens (Siamese fighting fish) is the source of this 1120-nucleotide messenger RNA. RefSeq names its product small vasohibin binding protein (gene svbp). NCBI's taxonomy places the organism in Eukaryota, Metazoa, Chordata, Actinopteri, Anabantiformes, Osphronemidae. The record is from RefSeq and is a predicted model, not a curated record. The transcript has 3 exons. Gene Ontology annotation, cellular component: apical part of cell. Gene Ontology annotation, biological process: protein secretion; negative regulation of protein ubiquitination. Bases 170 to 370 code for a protein of 66 amino acids.